AUGGAUUUUGAAACUAACGAAGAUCUUAACGGGGUCCGUUUCUCUUGGAACGUGUUCCCCUCCACAAGAACUGAUGCAGCUAAGAACGUUGUUCCAGUCGGUUGUUUAUAUACACCUUUGAAAGAAUUGGAAACAGUGGCUCCGGUCGUGUACAACCCGAUUGUUUGUGGUGGUGCCCAAUGUAAGGCUGUUUUGAAUCCAUAUUGUACGAUUGAUCCAAGGCACAACGUUUGGUGUUGUUCGAUUUGUAAGAAUAGAAAUCACUUGCCAACUUCCUAUGCUACCAUGACUCAAGAGAGCAUGCCUGUCGAAUUACAGCAUACUACCAUUGAAUAUAUUACUUCCAAACCCAUCACUGUUCCACCUGUAUUUUUUUUCGUUAUCGAUGUUACCGCUGAGGAGGAGAAUUUGAAUCAAUUGAAAGAAUCCAUCAUCGCAUCCUUGGCAUUAUUGCCACCAAAUGCAUUAGUUGGUGUUAUUACUUAUGGUAAUGUCGUUCAAUUGCAUGAUUUAUCUUGUGAAACAAUCAAUAGAUGUAAUGUCUUUAGAGGUGAUAGGGAGUAUCAAAUGGAUCAGUUAACCGAAAUGUUGACUGGACAAAAAACAAUCAAUACAAUGAGCCCACAAGCAGCAGUUAUUUCUCCAUAUUCAUUGAGAAGAUUUUUCUUACCUUUAGAAAAUUUUGAAUUCAAAUUGAACCAAUUCAUUGAAAAUUUAACCCCAGAUAGAUGGUCUAUCCCUGCAGGGAAUAGACCACUAAGAGCUACUGGGUCAGCGGUAAAUAUUGCUUCCUUGUUAAUGCAAGGCUGUUUCAAGCAAUGUGCAGGAAGAAUAAUUAUGUUUUCAUCCGGUCCAGGUACUUUGGCACCAGGUUUGGUCGUCAAUCCUGAAUUGAAGGAUCCAUUGAGAUCUCAUCACGAUAUUGAUAGUGACCGUGCUUCUCAUUAUAAGAAGGCAUGUAAGUUCUAUAAUCAUGUUGCCGAAAGAGUCGCUGAAAAUGGCCAUACUGUGGAUAUUUUUGCUGGAUGUUAUGAUCAAAUUGGUAUGUCUGAAAUGAAACAAUUAACUGAUGCUACUGGAGGUGUUUUAUUAUUGACAGAUUCCUUUUCCACUUCAAUUUUCAAGAAAUCUUACUUGAAGUUAUUCGAAAAGGAUGCUGACGGUUACUUAACCAUGGCGUUCAAUGCAAAUAUGUCCGUGAAGACAAGUAAAGAAUUGAAACUACAAGGUUUAAUUGGUCAUGCCACUCCAAUUAAGCAGAAAGAUGCCAUUAAUGUUAGUGACUCCGAAAUUGGUAUGGGUGGAACAUCAAGCUGGAAAAUGGCAUCUAUUUCACCACAUCAUUCCUAUGCAGUUUUUUUCGAAAUAUCAGGGACUUCAGCACCUGCACUAGCUAAUGAGAAGGCACAUCUAGCAUUCACACAAUUUAUUACCACAUAUGAACAUUCUUCCGGGACAACUCGUACAAGAGUCACCACGGUUGCUAAUCAAUUAUUACCAUUUGGUAGUCAAGGUAUUGCAGAAUCUUUUGAUCAAGAAGCUGCUGCAGUCUUAAUGGCAAGAAUUGCUGUUUACAGAGCUGAAACUUCUGAGGUUGCAGACGUCAUUAGGUGGAUUGACAGAACUUUAAUUAAAUUGUGUCAAAAAUACGGUGAAUACAAUAAAGACGAUCCACUUUCAUUUAGAUUACAGCCAAACUUCAAUCUAUAUCCACAAUUUACCUACUAUUUAAGAAGAUCUCAAUUCUUAAGUGUCUUUAACAAUUCACCUGAUGAAACUGCAUUCUACAGACAUAUUUUCACUAGAGAAGAUACAAUGAAUUCUUUAAUUAUGAUUCAACCAACCUUGACUUCAUUCUCUAUGGAAGAAGAUCCUAAACCAGUAUUGUUGGAUUCUAUCUCUGUGAGACCAAAUACAAUUUUAUUGUUAGAUACAUUCUUCUAUAUUUUAAUUUACCACGGUGAACAAAUUGCCCAGUGGAGAAAAGCAGGUUAUCAAGAUGAUCCAGAGUAUGUGGACUUUAAAAAUCUAUUGGAAGAACCAAAGAAGGAAGCUGUUGAUUUAUUGAUUGAUAGAUUCCCAUUACCAAGGUUCAUUGACACCGAAGCUGGUGGAUCCCAAGCAAGAUUCUUACUCUCUAAGUUGAAUCCAUCUGAUAGUUAUCAAGAUCAAAGUAAUAUUAGCGCUACAGUGGUCUUUACUGAUGAUGUUUCUUUACAAAGCUUCAUGGCUCACUUACAAAAUGUUUCUGUACGCGGUCAAGCUUAA
Molecule: messenger RNA, 2268 nt
Organism: Naumovozyma castellii
Lineage: Eukaryota; Fungi; Ascomycota; Saccharomycetes; Saccharomycetales; Saccharomycetaceae
Gene: SEC23
Product: GTPase-activating protein SEC23
Exons: 1
Coding region: 1-2268 (755 amino acids)
Source: RefSeq, a predicted model, not a curated record